This is a messenger RNA of Hippoglossus stenolepis (Pacific halibut), 5602 nucleotides long. RefSeq names its product protein kinase, cAMP-dependent, catalytic, alpha, genome duplicate a (gene prkacaa). The coding region runs from base 1499 to 2632 and encodes 377 amino acids. Lineage: Eukaryota; Metazoa; Chordata; Actinopteri; Pleuronectiformes; Pleuronectidae. Gene Ontology annotation, biological process: peptidyl-serine phosphorylation. The record is from RefSeq and is a predicted model, not a curated record. Gene Ontology annotation, molecular function: protein kinase A regulatory subunit binding; cAMP-dependent protein kinase activity; ATP binding. Gene Ontology annotation, cellular component: nucleus; cAMP-dependent protein kinase complex. The transcript is spliced from 10 exons.
UCAUAGGUUUCCUUGUGGUUCUUGUGUUUCAGAAGGUUUUUUUUUUUUUUUUCCUCCCUCUAAUCAAAAGGUUAUGAAAGGCUGGAAUAACAUUGCAAACCCAAAUCCUGGUGUGGGGCUGUUUUCUUCUGCACUUUUUAAGUAACCCAACCACUUAAACAACAAAACAACCCCCUCUGCUUUCUAAGCAAUGCAGACAUUUGAUUCAAGUCUACAGAUGCACAUAUAUCAGGAUGUAAGUGAUGAGUUGAAUGUUAAUCUAAUGUGGACACACUCUCAGACAGUUGGAGGGGAGUCGGCUGUUAUCAGUGAUGGGGGGGAUAACCACCAGGACCUGGUCAUAUGAUGCAUGAGGGUGAUCCUCUUCAGGCAGAAACUUGGAGUUGAGGAGUCUCUUGAACAUCAUGUGAUGAGCAGCAUCUAGAACAAGGGCACUUGUAUGUGUCACCAUGUACACGUGUGCUCUGCUGUCACUAAUCCCUUUGCGAUCGCAACUUUUUGUUUUGUUGAUUAGCUUCUCAUCCAUCAUAUUGUUUUCAUUGCUAGCUCAUUACAAUAUGAAAUAAGUGUCAUGGAAGGGUUAGGGUUAUGUACCUCAGCAUUAACUACAACAUGAGGGUAAUGUCUCAAUAAAAUGCCUGUUACACCUUCAUCCAGUCCGGAGAGGACACAUUUCCAUGCUUUUAAUCCACGACACCAUAAGUAACGAUCAAGUGUGCAAAGUCUGAGCAGCUAUCUGCAAAAUGAGUGUCAGCUCCUUGCUGCUGGUGGAGAGUAGGUGUGAAGAAUGGCCUUCAGUCCCACUGUAAUGUUAACCCAUCUGGGAACCUCUGUAACAAAGCCAAUGACUUUCAGAUUUUCUCAAAGAUUUUUUAAUAAGGUUUAGUGGUGGUAGAAAUUUUACAAUUGAAAGGUUAAAACCAAGGACAUAGGAGGUAAUGCUGGUGGGAGGUUUGCUUCACGUCCUUAUCAGCCCGAUCACUCUGGACCCACCCGAUCCCCUGAGGCAGAUGCGGACCAGGGGUCCAGAGCCUUAUUCAGGAGUGUAAUUUUCCACAGAGCAGCUAGAGAUUAAGGACAACAUGGCAGCUCAGUUUGGUUUCUAUGGAAAAUGGAAAGGGAGUGUUGAGAGCUGGUUCAGGUGCACAGGCUCUGUUUCCUCUGAACUUUCCAGUCCGGAGAAGAUGAGCGGAGAGACGCUGCUCUAGUGUAAAAAGCGGAUUUCUGGCCCACAGGAAGAAGCAGGGCGGACAGACACUGUGAACUGCAGCAGGAAGUGAAGGAGCAAGGAAGGUCCAGCCCAGGCUCUGCACUGUUGUUCAUCGCCUGUACCGCUCCAUGGGCUAAACACAGCCAGCGUGGAUAGCUUUAAGUUUUGACUUAGAAGAAACUGUUGGUUUCGUACUCUCUGGAAUUACGGCUUUGUUCGAUCGACUGGACUUACUGCAGUGUUGAGGCUCUACACAGACUGUCGGCUGGCUUCCUCCAGCCUUUUACGAUGUCUGUUAUUCACAGGCUGGCAGGAAGGCUGUUUCAUCGAACCAGGCCUUGUUUAGGGGACACAGGCAGUGGAGAAGGCAGACACGACCAACCACAGGAGGAGCUAGAGGCCUGCUGCUGGCUGAAGGAGUUUCUUGCCAAAGCCAAAGAAGAUUUCUUGAAGAAAUGGGAGAAUCCAGCACAGCAAACUGCGGCAUUGGACCAAUUUGAGCGUUUGAAGACCUUAGGCACUGGUUCAUUCGGUCGAGUCAUGCUGGUUAAACACAAAGAGUCGGGCCAGCAUUUUGCCAUGAAAAUACUUGAUAAACAGAAGGUAGUGAAGCUGAAGCAGAUAGAGCACACACUGAACGAGAAACGUAUCCUGCAAGCGGUCAGCUUUCCCUUUCUGGUGCGACUGGAGCACUCUUUUAAGGACAACAGUAAUCUGUAUAUGAUAAUGGAGUAUGUACCCGGGGGUGAAAUGUUCUCACACUUAAGGAGAAUUGGUAGAUUCAGUGAACCACACGCCCGCUUCUACGCAGCCCAGAUUGUACUGACCUUCGAAUACCUUCACUCACUGGAUCUCAUCUACCGAGAUCUGAAGCCGGAGAACCUGCUCAUUGACCACCAAGGUUACAUACAGGUAACAGAUUUUGGAUUUGCGAAAAGGGUGAAGGGCCGAACCUGGACGCUUUGCGGGACCCCAGAGUACCUGGCACCGGAGAUCAUCCUCAGUAAGGGUUACAAUAAAGCAGUGGAUUGGUGGGCCCUGGGCGUGCUGAUAUAUGAGAUGGCUGCUGGUUACCCCCCCUUCUUUGCCGACCAGCCUAUUCAAAUUUACGAGAAGAUUGUAUCAGGGAAGGUUCGCUUUCCCUCUCACUUCAGCUCAGACCUGAAGGACCUGCUGAGAAAUUUGCUUCAGGUGGACCUGACCAAGCGCUUUGGCAACCUCAGGAAUGGAGUCAACGAUAUCAAGGGCCACAAGUGGUUUGCCACCACUGAUUGGAUAGCCAUCUACCAGAGGAAGGUGGAAGCUCCCUUUAUUCCUAAGUGCAAAGGCCCCGGCGACACGAGCAACUUUGACGACUACGAGGAAGAGGAAAUCAGAGUCUCCUUCACAGAGAAGUGUGCAAAGGAGUUUUCUGAGUUCUAGAUUCCAACCAUGAGUAGCAGAGAGAGAAAGAGUGAGAGAACGAGCGAGAGAGACAGGCAUUUAGAAGGUAAAAGGGGGUCUGAAGACAGGAAGCGCUAGGGUGGACUGCUAACUUGCUUAUUUGUUAUGACGACAACAAUGUAAAAUCCCCCCCAGUGGAAAUGUAGGCAAAGUGAAGAAAGAUCCAGCAGAACCAGCAGUGUUGCCUUUUCUGAUUGUUUCUCAACUGUUACCUAUUUGUUUUAUUUAUCCCUCUUGUGUUUGUGGCAGGGGCUGGAGGAGAACAGACAUAGGUUGUGGCUGUUCAGCUAGACUUGUAUCUUUCUGAUGGUGUAAUGACACGUUUUAAGUCUUUGCAGGUUGAGGCAUUGAUUUUUCUGUUAAGGUACUGAAUCUGCUAUAGGCUCCUUUUUUUUUUCUCCCCUGAACGGGCCCUCUCUUCAAGCUUCUCAAGGAGCGUUUGUUGUAUCUCGUCACCCCCACACUCCAUCUCUCCAUUUUGAAUCUGUCCAAGCAAUACCAAGUCCAACAGAUGUGCCUAUCAUAAUGCCAACUGGUUGGAAAACUGCGUCGAAAGCAUUGGUGCAGAGCUUUGGCUAUGGUGGCAAAUGGCCUUUGUGCCCGUUGUGGUUCACAGCUUGAAAACUCUCUGCGCCUGCCUUUGUCUGCUCAGUGUGGCAUGAUUAUUGGGUAGAUGAUGAUGAUGCGCUCACUGCUCGCAGCUGAAGCAGUGGGGAUCUCUGUGAUCAGCGAGAUAAUGAUUUAUCACAGUAAACUUCAUCAGGGUCUUACUGCUUUCGGGGACCUGUAAGAGAUGGUAAACAUGAGGUCUGCAUUUAAAUCUGUCUUUCUCUUAGCUGAAUUUAUUAGAGCAUUUAAAAGAAAAUCCUAUUGGUGAUCAUUUUGUCCUUUUUUGUCAAUCUCUGUGCUUGUGUGUUAUUUAGUGCUCAAGGGUGGGUUAAAAAGCUGUGAUUUAGCAGCAACUAACAUUGUGGUCACACUCCUGACUAUUGUUUAUUUAAUUCAUAGUACAUUUAUACAUCAUAUAUAUAUAUCUAUAUAUAUAUAUGAUAGAAAACAUGAAAUAUCCAUCUUUUUCAACAUUGUCUCAUAGCUGUGAAACUGAAUUAAGAAUUUCAUUAAUAAACAAAUAUAAAUUCUGCCAAAUUUGCAAACUGAGAACACUGCAAAGUUUUCUGUAUGUAACUCUGAUGGUGGUGGAUUUUAAUACGCAAAAAAGUAGCAAAAUGUUUCAACAAAGUGUGCAUGUUAUUUUUGUACAAUAUCACUUUUAAAUAUGGCAUAGCAUUAUGCUUUUCUCGUGCUGAGGUACCUGAGACGGUGGAUAACAUGCGUAACUAUUAAAGCAGACUCUCCGCUGCUCUGUUUUGAAGAUGGAACGAGACCCAGAUAAAUGUCAGAAAGUUCUUCUGGCUUUUGUUCACUACUCAGUUUAAAGGACAGUUUGCUGAUAAAGUCACUGAACUCGUGCGUCUCACCUUCUCUUGUAUAUACCUUACAUAUAACACAUUCACAUAGACUUGCAGUCCAACCAAAAUUUGGGGACCGCUACGAUUGGAGUGGUUUUUUUUGUUUUUUUCUUGUUUUCUUGUUUUCUAGCUUUCUAUGUAACAAAUGAAACGAAGGAAGCUUUCCUAACGCUGUCCCCCUUUUUUGCCAAGUUGAUUUCUGUGGAUGCAAGACAAUCACAGACCAAAUCUUAUUGCUGGUUUGUUGACUGAACACAUUGUUUUGGUUUGAUGAAGGAUGUUUGCUUUCACCCACCCCACCUUCCUCCUCCUCCUCCUCCACCCUCCAUAGCCCCUAGGUGCUAGACUUUUGUCCAUCUCACUGAAAAGCUUCUGUGAACUGUUUGAUGUGCAUCACUCUAUUUGUCAAAUCUUGUAUCAUGAAAUUUCUGAGAAUGUUCUUUCGACUCUAAAUGAUUCGGGUUAGGCUUGAGUAAUUAUUUUUGGGAGUCUCUUUAAUGUAUUUAAGAUGAAACGCAGGAUAACCUUUUUGAAUGUCUUGAACUGUCUGAUGGAGAUGUGUCCAAUGCUGUGUGGAAAUGACGUGUAUUCUUUAUAAUACAUAUUUCUCUGAUGAGCUUGGUUUUUCUUGCAUGUGGUAAAAGCAACCCAACGUCAAGACACCCCCCCCCCCUCGACCCUCGGAGCUGAGACGACGUUAGAGAAAGCUUAGUUUCCACAGCCGACAGCCUCGUCACCAUUUAAACCUUUCAUUCAUACGCAUCACGUUCAGCAAUGCAGUGGAUCACCAACCAACUCGUCCAGUCUUUUGCAAAUAGUGAAGCACAUGCCACACACUUUUUCAAAUGUCCUAUUUAUUGAUUUUUGCUAAUUCUUUAAAACUUUAUAGACAUAAUGUAAAGCUUUGAAGAGAGCACAUGUAAUAUCUUUAUGUUCUGACUAAUGACUAAAUCAGACUUGGUUGGUAGAAGGCAAUGCCACCAUCUUAAUGCUGUGUUAUUUUUUUAUUUUUUUCUUGUUUGUGUUUCCCCACUCAAAACUUCUUGUCAGUUGUCUUUAAUUCUUUUUAUCAGCUAAAAACUAUCAACUGAUCUGUGCUCGGUCUGAGUUUCUCUCCUGUGUUUUCCUUUGAUCUUCAUCAGGUUUUCACACACUCUUCAUUCAAACAUAACACUUUUUACAUCUGAGAUGUUUUGCGUUCAUAUUUUCUAAUUGUAUUUUCAAAAAAAAGUGAGAAAAAGAAAAAGCAAAAACAGAACAUUAAUCUUUUCCUCAUGACCUGGGUACAGUGAUUGUGUAGUCUAUUGUACCUUUUGGGAAACAAUACUGUAUAUCCUUGCCUUUGACAGUCUUAACUAUCUUACCCUCUGGAGAACUUGACAGAUACCCUUAGAACACAAUGAGUAUGUUAAAAAAAUAUACAUAAAGUAAUAUUUUGCAAAAUGUAUCAUUCCAAUAAAGUUUUACUUGUUAAGACUAA